AUGGCAUCACAGGUGAAAAUAUACUUGAAAAAUGCUAAACAGGCUUUGCAAGCACAAAACUAUGAAUUAGCCGCUGAUUUCUGUCACGAUGUUUUAGAAGAAGAUCCUAAUAACUAUUUUGCGCAUUUAUUUUCAGGUAAAUGUUAUGAUAUAUUAAAUUUGAAAGACAAGGGGUUAAAACAUUAUUUGAAGGCAAUUGAAAUAGACAAAAAUAAUGUUUUAGGUUGGAAGGGGUUAUUUUUAUUAUUGAAAACUCACUAUGAUCGAAAUGUUUUAAACUAUAAUAAGCUUUUUGAACUAUGCUAUCAAUAUUAUGAAAUUUUAGUAACUCAAAAUAGUUCAAUCCAGCCACUAAUUGAUUUUGUAAGAGAUUUUAAAAAAUCUCAUGGUGAUUGUGAGAAAACAUUUUUACAGAACAUGGUACCUGGUCAGCAUUUCGCUGAAACUUUGGGAGCGUAUUUGAUGAAACCACAAGAUGCUUUACAAAAACUAUUGAAUAUAGCAUUGCAUGAAGAAAAUAGCAAAGUUAGCACAGUUAAGGCGAAAAGGGCGAUGGGACUAAGUCCAAAUGAUCCUCAAUACCAAGAGAAAUUAAAUGAAAUUGUUUGGGAUAUUUACAAAGAUUCAGAGGUCAAAGUUUUAUAUUCCAAACUGAUUAAUUUGAUUGAUGACGAUGAUGAAAGAAAAAAAUUAGAAGAAGAAAACUUUUUUUAUAAACUUAAAGUUUUAAAAACCAUGCCACAAGACAUUAAAUGGGUCCAUUUCAAAGAGUUGAAGGAAACCGUAGAAGAUAUGGUUCUACUUAAUCAUAAUUCAGAUAUCGUUUGGAAUUAUUAUUUUGAAUGGCAAGAUUACAAUAGUUUAGAUGACUUUGAUUGCUCCAUCAUAUCCCGCUUUAUCAAAAAAUUUCCGUCCGAUCCAUUGGGAAAUAUUUUUUUUGGCUACAUUUCGUCAUCCUUUUCUAAAUAUAACAAGCAAGAAUUCUAUAAAUUGAACUCAAAAGACGAAAAUGAAACAAUUGAGGCGGACGAAGACGAAGAUGAUGAUUCAGAUUUUACUUUGACCGAAGAUGAUAUAUUCAGCUUGUUAUUAGACAGUGUUGCCAAGACACAAAAAAGCAUUUUGUCACACCGUAUAUUAUCAGCAUAUUGUAUUCAAUCACUAAAGUACAAAGAUGCAUUGAAGUUUAUACAAAAGGGAAUUCAAUUAUCUUAUUUCGCCAAAAGAGAUUUUGGUAUUCAACUGGAGAAUACAAAAAAUGACUUGACCUUAAAUUUAGCUCUAGCUUACACACAUGUAGAUUCCCCUAAAAACCAUAGUGCUGCAUUGCAAUUAUACAAUAAAUAUCUAUCACAAUUUCCAGAUGAUACAAAGGCUGAGGUUGGAAAAAGUUUAAUUUUUAUUGAACAAAAGAAUUGGACAGAAGCUGCGGCGCUAUUAAAGCAUGUAAUUAAAACAGAUCCAGAAGAUAUGACCGCCUUAUCUGAUUUCUGCUGGGCCCAAAUGCAUCUUGGCGAGGUGGACAUGGCCAUCGAAAAAUUUAAAGUUGUGUUAAAAAACAUUUCUGGUACAGAUAUUUUGUCGCUGAGAAACAUUUCAACAAACCUGUGGAGAUUAGCAGUAUGCUAUAUUGAAAAAUACAAAACAAAGCAGACAACUGAAAACAUGGACUAUAUAAAUAUGGCUUUCAAGCAUUUAAUAGGUUCGAUUAAAGUUUCUGUGGAUUUUGCUCCUGGAUUUUCAACGUUGGGUAAAGUUUAUAAUGAAUAUUAUCAUGACAAAAGCAGGGCUUUUAAAUGUUAUUUUAAAGCCUUUGAAAUAAACCCGGGUGAUAUUAUUGCCGCAAAAUAUAUGGUUGGAUUUUUCACCGAUAAUAAAGACUGGGAGAAUGCGGCUAAAAUAUGCCAGAGGUUGGUUGAUGCUGAACUUGCCAAGAGGGAAUUGCAAAUGGUGAAUUGGCCAUACCGGGUUUUGGGUGUAUCCUGUUUAGAAAGUCGAGAUAGUAACGGUUCCAUUGGAUGGUUUCAAUCUGCUUUGAGAGUAGACAGUUCAGAUAUUGAAUCAUGGAUUGGUUUAGGCCAAGCUUAUUUGUAUUGUGGCCGUAUUGAAGCCUCAUAUAAAGCAUUUUUAAAGGCAACUGAGUUGGACUGCAAUCAUAAUUAUGCGUUUUAUUUCUUGGGUAUCUCUUUGUCUAAAUUAUACAGAUAUGAUGAAGCUGUUGAUGUUUUUGAAAAAUUACUACGUACAGACCCAUCUAACGUUUGUUUUAUUACUACUUUUGCACAUAUUUUGAGUGAAUACUCAUCUAUUGUGUACACGACUGGUGGUUUGUCUAGGUCUAUUGACUUGGCCGUUUAUUGUAUUGAGCAAAUUGAAAAUGCCGUUUGUAUUUAUAGCGUAAACAGUUAUAUCCUAUGGAACACGUUGGCUAACUGUUUAAAAAUUUUUAUUUUACUACAGACAAAACUAUCUCUGUUGCCCAUUGAGAGACUUGUAAAUGUUUUUGAAAAGCAACAAGAGAUGACCAAGAACAGUGAAAACUCGUUUGAAUUCAAACAUAACCUAACUGUAGAAAGCUUAUUUGAAAAUGUUGACAAUAUUAAAAUAGCAGCCAAUUGUUUAUUGUUGUCUUCUCAAUGUGCCUUUUACGUUGAGGAGUACAAAAAUUUGAAUAGAACACUUAGAGCCUAUUUAUGGUAUAAUUUAGGGUGUUCUGAAUUGCUGGUUUAUCAAAUUCUGAAAGAUAUAGAAUAUGAACAGCAAGCUAUUUUGGCUUUCAAAGAAUCCAUUAAAUUUCAGUCAAAUGUUGUAGAUGCCUGGAUUGGUUUAGGAUUAGCCACAUUAUAUCUUAACUAUAAAGUGUCCCAACAUUGUUUUAUUAAAGCAUUGACUAUUUCUCCAAAAAAUUACGAAGUGUGGUGCUGUUUGUCAUUAUUGGCUUUAAAAAACAAUGAUGUUGCCUUUGCCUUGGAGACAUCACGUAAAGCACAAACAAUGAAUCCUGAAUCUUAUAAACCUUGGUUUUAUAUGGCACUAGCUUUGGAAAAAAGCGGCGAUAAUGAGCGCGGUAAUAAACUUUUAAGGCACAUUAACACUUUAUCUAAGGACAAUGCAAGAAUCAUCCCAUUGUUUUAUGCUAAGGCAGUCUUGGAACAAAGGAUUGGAAAUGGUUCAAGUGAAAAAGAUAUUGAAUUACAACAAGAUUUCACAUCUAUAUUGCAUGGCUUGGAACAAUACUUGAAGAAAAUCCCUGAUGACAUUUUCGCUAUACAAUGUUCUUUGUUGGCAUAUGAAAGGCUGCAUGAUUACACAAAAGCCAAUGUAUUGUGUGAUAAAUUAACUUCUAUUAUUGAACAAAGUUUUGAACAAAGCAAGAAUGACACAGAUUUGUUUCAUUAUGCGGUGAUUAAAUCACAAUUUUCUCGUAUUAAAUUAGGUAUGGGGUCCUAUGAUGAGGCUAUUGAAGAUGCUGAAUUAUCGACGGGUAUUCUGCUUGAUCAUGAACAUAGCAAGUCUUUAUUACUUUCUAAUUACUGUUGUUUGGGUUUAAGCAAUUAUUUUAAAAACGAUUUUGAUUCUACAUUACAAUAUUUCCAGUUGAUCUUAGAUAGUUCGGAAGUUUGCAAAGAAUUGAUAUUGCUAAUUUCUAAAGUUUUAUACAACGUUGACAGUGAUGAAACCAAAGAACUUUCGAUGCAAGAGUUGGCUGAUUAUGCAAGCGCGCAUAGCGGUGAUAUGGAAGUUUCGCUAACUAUGGCAGCAAUUAGUUUGAUUGAAAAAUAUAAUGUUGACGAUUUAAACACAAUUCUAAAAGAGAUUACUAGCCUACCUUUAAGCGUUUUGUGCAGAGAUUACAAAAAGAACGUUCCCUUUUUGAUUGAAGAAUUGAACAAAAGAAUUGGCACCUCAGAAAAUAAGCUUGCACAAAUAUGGCAAAAAAGCACAUUUUUUUUCCCAAAUUCCAGACAAUCAUGGGAAAAGUUAGAUGAUAAGAUUGCGUACCAGGUCGGAUGCAACGAGCCCAAUAGAAUGAACACUUGUGAAAAGACAGAACAAUUGAUAAGAUUGAAGAACAAAAGGAUGAUACAAAGAGGUUUGUUUUUAACACCGUGGAACGAAAACGCAAUCAAUGCAUUAAAAGAAUGUUUUUAA
This is a messenger RNA of Saccharomycodes ludwigii, 4152 nucleotides long. RefSeq names its product SKI complex subunit tetratricopeptide repeat protein SKI3 (gene SKI3). Gene Ontology annotation, cellular component: Ski complex. Bases 1 to 4152 code for a protein of 1383 amino acids. The transcript has a single exon. The record is from RefSeq and is a predicted model, not a curated record. Gene Ontology annotation, molecular function: protein binding. NCBI's taxonomy places the organism in Eukaryota, Fungi, Ascomycota, Saccharomycetes, Saccharomycodales, Saccharomycodaceae.